Anopheles coluzzii is the source of this 697-nucleotide messenger RNA. It is a transcript of the gene RpL14, whose product is annotated as 60S ribosomal protein L14. The record is from RefSeq and is a predicted model, not a curated record. NCBI's taxonomy places the organism in Eukaryota, Metazoa, Arthropoda, Insecta, Diptera, Culicidae. Gene Ontology annotation, biological process: ribosomal large subunit biogenesis; translation. Gene Ontology annotation, cellular component: ribosome; cytosolic large ribosomal subunit. Gene Ontology annotation, molecular function: structural constituent of ribosome; RNA binding. The annotation marks the transcript as partial. The transcript has 3 exons.
UGUGUCUUCGUUCUGUUACAGUCGUCUUUCACCAGGUUCGUGGAGACUGGCCGCGUUGCCAAAUGCGCUGUUGGAAAAUACAAGGGACGCCUUGUAGCUAUCGUCAAUGUGAUUGAUCAGAAUCGGGUACUGAUCGAUGGCCCCACCAGCGGCGUUCCCCGUCAACAGUACGCCGUGAACCAUCUGCAUCUGACGAAGUUCCGCGUGCGCUUCCCGCAUACUGCCCGUACCCGUCUGGUGCGCGAUGCCCUCGAGAAGUUCGACAUCAGGAAGAAGUUCGAGGAGACCAGAUGGUACGAGCGUUCCGUCGCCAAGGCAAAGCGCUUCAGCAUGAACGAUUUCGAUCGCUUCAAGCUGCGUCUUGCCCGCCGCGAACGUAACGCCAUCGUCAGCGCGCAGUACAAGAAGAUGAAGAAGGUGGUCGUCAGCAACGGUAUGCUGUUCGGCAAGCCGCGCAAGGGUACGAAACCGCUGCCGUCGAAGCGCGAGAAGAAGCCCGAGGAUGCCGCCAAGAAGAAGAAGAAGAAGGUCAAGGCCCCCAAGAAGGAGGCGGGCAAGAAGGUCGCGGCCAAGAAGUGAGAGCGGUGGCUAACGAAUUACUACUAUCGGGACGCAGCGGGAGUGUAUAAUUAUUAAAAGCCGUUCAAAAGAGGAAGAAGUAAAACCAACCACGAAAAAAACACACAAAAACACUCAA